AUGAACACCGUGCUGUCGCGCGCGAAUUCCCUGUUCGCCUUCUCGCUGAGUGUGAUGGCGGCGCUCACCUUCGGCUGUUUCAUCACCACCGCCUUCAAAGACAGGAGCGUCCCGGUGCGGCUGCACGUCUCGCGGAUCAUGCUAAAAAAUGUAGAAGACUUCACUGGCCCUAGAGAAAGAAGUGACCUUGGAUUCAUCACAUUUGAUAUAACAGCUGAUCUAGAGAAUAUAUUUGAUUGGAAUGUUAAGCAAUUAUUUCUUUAUUUAUCAGCAGAAUAUUCAACAAAAAAUAAUGCUCUGAACCAAGUUGUCCUUUGGGACAAGAUUGUUUUGAGAGGUGAUAAUCCAAAGCUGCUUUUGAAAGAUAUGAAGACAAAGUAUUUCUUCUUUGACGAUGGAAAUGGCCUCAAGGGAAACAGGAAUGUCACUUUGACGCUCUCCUGGAAUGUUGUACCAAACGCUGGAAUUCUACCUCUUGUGACAGGAUCGGGACAUAUAUCUGUCCCAUUUCCAGAUACAUACGAAAUCACCAAGAGUUACUAAAUUAUUAUGAAUUUGAAACAUAUUUUUAUACAUGUUGAAUUGCAUCUCAUCUCUUCCCAGUUUCUUCAUUGAUCUUUCUUGCUUGUUUGCUUGCUUUCUUUUAUUUUGUUUUAUUUUGUUUUGAUGUAAGAAAGACUCAGAUCAGAAGACACAGUUGAAGUGAAAGGUUCUGAGGUGCUUAAGCUGAGCUUUGUAAACAGAAAGAUAAAAAAAAGCCUAC
This is a messenger RNA of Rattus norvegicus (Norway rat), 763 nucleotides long. RefSeq names its product signal peptidase complex subunit 3 (gene Spcs3). The record is from RefSeq and is marked provisional. Gene Ontology annotation, cellular component: membrane; signal peptidase complex; endoplasmic reticulum membrane. Gene Ontology annotation, biological process: protein maturation. The transcript is spliced from 5 exons. Lineage: Eukaryota; Metazoa; Chordata; Mammalia; Rodentia; Muridae. The coding region runs from base 1 to 543 and encodes 180 amino acids.